UUUUUAAAUUUAUCGUAACGAACAAUUGAAGUCUGACCUUCCAGCUGAUGAGUUUUAAUUUUCGAUUCUCAUUAUUACUUUUAAUUAUAAUUCGUUUCAAUUAUUUUCUAAUUGUUAUUUAAGUUGAUGGUAUAAAUAAAAUACUUAAAAUUAUUUUUGUAAACUGGGAUUCCCAGUUUUGAAUUUGGUCUUUCCAAGACAAACUAUUUGGUAGCAGUCACGUGUGUAAAUUAACAGCUUUUGCAAGGAUAAAAAAUAUAUUUGGAUACAGCAGACUGGAGUAGAAUUUUCUCGGUUAGAUUUAUCAAGUGUUAACUCAUUGUAGAACGUGACUAUGAAUUCAAAGACUGAAAUAGUGAAAUAUAGGUGGAAAAUUGAUGAUGUGAUUGGUUCCAACUCAUGGGUUCAGUCGGAACAGUUUCAUUUAUGUGGUAAUUAUCAAGUUGGUUUUGAUAUUGGGUUGCGAAACACUGUCCGUAAUCAGAGUUCACUUCAAGUACGAGUCAGAAAAAAUGACUUAAGACCAGCAAAAGCUACUGUGCAGAUUAAACAAAUUAAUACAUCACAGUUAAGUUACAGAAAUGGGUUCUACUCUUUUGAAGAAUACCCUUAUAGUAACCCUAAUAGUAACCCGAAUGCUUCGGAAACUAUUCUAAGUGUAUCAGAAAUAAAUAAUUGGCAAGAGUUUUUUACUUCUGAUAUUGUAGGCUACAGCAACGAAUCGUCCAGAGUAUUGCCUAAUGAUAGUUAUAAUAUUUAUGUAAAAAUGAAGAUUGAGUGUGAAAUAACUUUCAGAGGUUUUAUUAACGAAAAGCCUGAAAUUAUAAUGCCGACAAGUUUCGAGCGAUUUCUCAAAGCAGAUGUCUUUAACGAUAUCACCCUGGUAGUUGAUGGCCAACAAUUACCAGCUCAUAAAAUUAUUCUGUCAACGCACAGCCCGUAUUUUUACGCGAUGCUAACCACUGAGAUGAGAGAAGUUAAAGAAAAUUGCAUUACCAUUAAAAAUUUUUCCCUUGAUGUCAUUACCGAGAUGCUGGAAUUUUUUUACACCGGCAAAACGAAAGCGAGCGAUAACAUGGACGUUGCAUUGAAGAUGAUUGAGAUAGCAGAGAUGUAUCAGAUCAGCAAACUGAAGGAAAUUUGUAAGAGCACAUUAAUAAGGAACAUAAAUAUCAAUAAUGUUUUAUCUAUAACAAACAUUGCUGAUGAUUUAAACGUAGCUCAACUUCGUCAAAAAGGGAUCAAAUUUAUGGUUGAUAACAGAAAGCCAAUUGUCAAACUUCCUGGGUUCAAGGAUUUGUGCCAACGUAAACCUUUGCUGAUGUAUGAACUAACGUGUGCUAUUGGAGAAAUAUGAACUAGUUUUUUUGUAUUAAGAAACAUAAUAUAAACUUCGUUUUUCAAAAUAUUUUUCUGCCAAAUGUAUUAUUCUCUUGUCAUUUAUAAUAAAUUCAGUAAAAUUUUGUAA
Messenger RNA from Microplitis mediator, 1468 nucleotides. Its product is annotated as TD and POZ domain-containing protein 2-like. NCBI's taxonomy places the organism in Eukaryota, Metazoa, Arthropoda, Insecta, Hymenoptera, Braconidae. The coding region runs from base 335 to 1357 and encodes 340 amino acids. Gene Ontology annotation, cellular component: cytoplasm. The record is from RefSeq and is a predicted model, not a curated record. Gene Ontology annotation, molecular function: ubiquitin protein ligase binding. The transcript has 2 exons. Gene Ontology annotation, biological process: regulation of proteolysis; proteasome-mediated ubiquitin-dependent protein catabolic process.